This is a messenger RNA of Zymoseptoria tritici IPO323, 2066 nucleotides long. RefSeq lists its product as uncharacterized. The record is from RefSeq and is a predicted model, not a curated record. NCBI's taxonomy places the organism in Eukaryota, Fungi, Ascomycota, Dothideomycetes, Mycosphaerellales, Mycosphaerellaceae. Bases 363 to 2066 code for a protein of 567 amino acids. The transcript has a single exon.
UGACUCUCGCUCAUACACUCAUACACUCACGCUGCUGCUAUUGUCUCUCCUCGCCCCGACAUUCGCUCCCCAGCCAGCCCUAUUUCCCCGCCUUUGUCUCUAAUAUCGUUCACGGGUCCUCCGAAAACGGGCGUUGUCCGAGCCGAGCGGUUCGAUUUCACAUGUCAAGAAAUCCGGGCAGUCGUUGUUCUCGCCCUCUCUCCCUCCGCCUCACUCUGGCGUGAAGACUCCCGUCCUCUUCUGGAUGACAACGGCGUGCGUGUUGGACUGAGUUCAAGAUUCCGUCUCGACUGCUUCUCACGCCUCUCCACCUCAACUCACGUCAACCAUCCCAUCGGCCACCACGGCAUACCAUUCAAAUCAUGGCCUCGUCCGGGAGAGCAGACCGUGAGGCACGAGCGAGAUUCACAAUCACCAGAGCAAUCCCGGAACUUCUCCGGAACAGUCCAAAAGCUCGCAGUGGAGUCUCACAAUCAGACCUCGUCGUCGAUCCACCAAUAUCCACCACCACCACAAUCAACCACACCACUCCCAUCAUAAGACCAGACCUCAAAAUCCGCAUCUCCACCGGCGACACCCUCCAAGCCGCCUCACGCUGCUCCUCCCGUCCAUACGCCUCCAAACGCAACUCCAACGCCAACCGCAUCGACGACUCCCGCCCCAACGUCACCGUCCAUAACAUGGCCUCCCUCAAAACCCCCGGAGGAGGCUUCAUGACCGGCGGCAACGGCCAAGAAGAGUUCCUCUGCGCCCGCACCACGCUCCACUCCUCCCUCCACCCUUCCCUCUACCCCCUCCCAGAAGUUGGCGCCAUCUACACCCCCGACGUGCUCGUCUUCCGCGACACCAACGCCAUCGACCUCCCCCGCCGCGACCGCUUCUUCGUCAACGUCAUCUCCGCCGGCCUCCCCAAACACCCGGACCCCAACCGUCUCCGCGCUCUGGACCGCGAACCCGAAUGCUCCUGCGGCGUGUCCUACUGCGACGCCCACCGCGACCUCGUGCUCCGCAAAAUGAAAGCCAUCCUCCGCAUCGCCGACUCGAAAUCCUGCCAUACCCUCGUGCUUGGAGCAUGGGGUGCCGGAUCGCUCAAUCAUCCGGUGCAAGAAGUCGCCCGUCUCUGGCGUCGCGUACUCGUCGGCUCACCUCGUCAACGCCGUCCGAACGCAGAACAAUUCCCCUCUAUCAAAGAAAUCAUCUUCUCCAUCCCGCACUCCUCUUUCGCGAGAGAAUUCCGCCGUAUCUUCGACGACGUGCUCGCUCCUGAAUCUCCCAUUUCCAGCCCUCCUUCCCUUCAAACAGACACCUCCUCCCCCCAAUCCAUCCGCCAAGCCGCCCGCCACGACGCCGAACUCCAGCGAAACUUCGCCAAAGCCGCUUCCCUCGAAUUGCAAAUCGAACAGGCUUCUUCAGCGUAUGUUCGUGGUCGUCUAAAAGAAGAUCUCCGCGCCGUGAACCAUUCCCUCGCUCUCGGUCGCGCGGCGAAAGCGAGUCUCACCAGCUUAGACGAGGAUGAAGAUUUCGACGAGGACUUGGACGAGGAUCUAGAGGACGACUAUGUGGUGAGCGGGUACAUCGGCAGCGAUGGGGAGGAGCAAGGGUUUUAUUGCGUGGAUGGAGGAGCGACGACGACGACGACGAGUGAAGAGGAGGAUGGAGGGGGGAGUAGUGAGGGGGAGAGGAACUACGAGUUCAAAUUUGGCUCCGGGACGACGGAUACGGUGUAUGAAGAGGAUGAGGAUGAGGAUGAUGAGCUGGACUUUAUCGACGGUGUAGGGAGGGGGAGAUCGGGAUCCAGCGCGUGGACAGGAGUGGGUUCUGGUGGAGUGCAGAAUUUCGAUCCGAGUACGGGUUGGUUCAGGGGGAGUAUUGAUCAAUUGAUGAACGCGCAUGUGAGUAAAAUGGGACCCAGAAGAGGGAGCGACGCGCAAGGAGGUGGCUUUGUGGGAGAUGCGGACGCGAGUCUGGGAAGUCCGAUUUUGGUCGCUGAGCGAGGGGAAGGGAUUGAGUUGAUGGAGGAGGAGAUGCUGGAGAGGUUGAGAGGGGUGGGGAUGGUUGGGGGAUGA